AUGUGGUCGUAUGUGAGAGUAGAGGUUGUUCUUCUACAGCUUAUGAUUACAGGAGCGUCAUGUUUUGUUAAUCUAGUUUUUGAACAAGGACACGGAGGGAAAGCCGCCAUGGGCGCAUCAGCUCAAAACCCAACCUGGAACGCCAGUAGAGCAAUAGAUGGCAAUGUCUCACAGAACUACCAUUUAAACUCCUGUGCUAUAACGGAUGUUGAAGGAAACCGUAAUACUUCUAUAUGGUGGAGGGUGUGGUUAGAAAGGCAAUUCAACGUAGCAUAUCUAGAGAUUUAUUUCAGAUAUGAUACAUAUACAAGAUCAGCUGGAUUUUCCGUUUACACGUAUAUUCCGGAGACGUUUCAUCCACUGCAUGAUCCUAAACAUCUCGUAUAUCAUCACGAUCCCAAGUCUGGAUGUCCAACGUCUGUCAUGAAUAUAACCGUCAACAACGUAACUCAAGGGAUCGCAUUUAUCAACACACGACCGCCGGGAUAUACAUCAAGCUGUCAAAACGAUAACAUAAUGUAUACUGGGAUAGAAAUAUGUGAAGUUAAAGUCAUGGGUUGUGACCCGAGAAGGUUUUCACCUGGCUGCAGGCAUCACUGUCCAUUUAAAUGUAAAAACGAACACUGUGACGCAUUUAAUGGAUCCUGUAUACAUGGAUGCACUGAUCCAAACGCUCUCACACUUGACUGCAUUGUAUGCCCUAAUGGAACAUUCAUAUCAAACAAAGCGUGUGAAGACUGUCCUGGUCAUUGUAAAGAUGAAGCACCUUGCAAUAAGUUGACGGGGAUGUGCAAAAACGGUUGCACUAUUCACUGGACUGGAAUUUUUUGCAAUAUUUGCUCCGAUCACUACCAUGGCAGUGACUGUAACACUCCAUGUGGAAACUGUAAAAACAAUGACGUGUGUGACAAAGGGAAUGGUUCCUGUCCUUAUGGGUGUCAGAGUCACUGGCAGGGAGAGCGGUGUGACGUUUGCUCUGAUCACUACUACGGCACUGACUGUAGCACUCUAUGUGGACGCUGUAAAAACAAUGGCGUGUGUGACAAAGGGACUGGCCGAUGUCAUAGUGGGUGUUCGAUUCGCUGGGAGGGAGAGGGGUGUGACGUAUGCCAAGACGGAUUUUACAAUGCUACCUGUUCUGCUAAAUGUGGUCACUGUGUCAGAGAAGAAAUUUGUGAAAAACACGAUGGGACUUGCAUCAAUGGCUGCAGUCAAAACUUCAAACCCCCUCUUUGUCAAGAAUGUGUUUCCUAUAAAUAUGGCCCAAACUGUGGAUUUGAUUGUGGACAUUGCAAAGAUGGUAAAUCGUGUGCCGCAGAAAACGGAGUUUGCACCGAAGGUUGCGAUUUUGGAUGGAUCGGUGUUCUUUGUGUAACAGCCAAAAUUAAUGCGCCUGAAUUCGACAAACAGAAAAACAGGUUAACAACAACAGGAGUAGCAAUCAUAGCAAGUCUGUCAACAAUGUUUGCUAUAAGCCUUAUUGUAAUCUUCUUCAUGGCACGCCAUAUCAUGAAAAGUAAAACCAACAGACACCGUACAGACGCAUCUGUAAACGAAAAAUCUCCUCAGACGUAUGUCGAUUUAUCAGCUAUGGAUGACAACCAUGCGUACUCAACGUUAGAUUCUACGGUAUCGGAUACUCCAUAUAACGUGAUCGGAGACUAACGUAACGAUAUUUAAUCACGCUUUUAUGUUCCACGUUGCGAUCGAAACUUAGACUUUAUCUUUGAAAAUGUUAUAGAA
Magallana angulata is the source of this 1743-nucleotide messenger RNA. Its product is annotated as laminin subunit beta-1-like. NCBI's taxonomy places the organism in Eukaryota, Metazoa, Mollusca, Bivalvia, Ostreida, Ostreidae. The transcript is spliced from 11 exons. The coding region runs from base 1 to 1665 and encodes 554 amino acids. The record is from RefSeq and is a predicted model, not a curated record. Gene Ontology annotation, molecular function: scavenger receptor activity.